Rubroshorea leprosula is the source of this 1600-nucleotide messenger RNA. NCBI's taxonomy places the organism in Eukaryota, Viridiplantae, Streptophyta, Magnoliopsida, Malvales, Dipterocarpaceae. The record is from the annotation of a GenBank genome assembly.
GUUAGCUGAAGCCUCCCCACCCAUGCCUGGAAAUCUGCAGAUCGAGCCGAACCGGAAAUUGCCGAUGUGUUGAACAAAGGAAGAUGCAUCAACCUCUGCUUCGUUCCUCCAGAACCGCCGUUCAAUCCCUCACUUUCGCGCCAAAAAUCUCAUCCAUCCUGCUACACUCCUCUUCAUUAUCCCAAUCUCAAGAAAUCGAAACCCAGAAAGAAGAACUGAAGGAAGAUCGGCGACCUUCUGUAGCCACCUCCCCAAUUGGGUCUCCGAUGAGAGUGCAGAAACUCAUAGCAUCUCAAUCAGACCCUCUCCUCGCCAGAGAAAUCUUCGACUACGCCUCCCGCCAACUGGGUUUUCGCCAUUCAUACUCUUCGUUUCUUAUUCUCAUCCUCAAGCUCGGCCGCUCCAAGCACUUCUCUCUCGUCGACGAUCUUCUCCUUCGCCUAAAAUCCGAUGGGUACGAGGUGACCCCUACUCUUUUCUCGUACCUUAUUAAGAUUUAUGAUGAUGCAGAUUUGCCCGAGAAAGCUUUGAAGUCGUUUUACAAGAUGCUUGAAUUUAAUUGUAAGCCUCAACCUAAACAAUUGAAUCGCAUUCUUGAGUUACUUGUGUCUCAUAGGAACUACCUCCGACCUGCUUUUGAUCUUUUCAAGAGUGCUCAUAGAUAUGGGGUUUUGCCCAAUACUAAAUCUUACAACAUCUUGAUGCGAGCCUUUUGUCUAAAUGGGGAUUUGAGCAUUGCAUACUCACUGUUCAACAAAAUGUUUGAGAGAGAUGUUAGGCCGGAUGUGGAGUCUUAUAGGAUAUUGAUGCAAGGGCUGUGUAGGAAGAGUCAAGUGAAUACCGCAGUGGACUUGUUGGAAGAUAUGUUGAACAAAGGGUUUGUUCCGGAUUCAUUGAGUUACACUACUCUGUUGAAUAGUUUGUGCAGGAAGAAGAAGCUUAGGGAGGCUUACAAGCUUCUUUGUAGAAUGAAAGUUAAAGGGUGCAAUCCUGAUAUUGUGCAUUAUAGUACAGUGAUAUUGGGAUUUUGUAGGGAAGGACGUGCAAUGGAUGCUGUUAAGGUUCUUGAGGAUAUGUCCUCAAAUGGGUGCGUGCCAAAUUUGGUGUCUUAUAGGACUUUAGUUGGUGGGUUAUGUGAUCAGGGGCUGUUUGAUGAAGCUAAAAGAUUCAUGGGGGAAAUGUUGUCGAAGGGGUUGUCUCCACAUUUUUCUAUUUCACAUGCUUUGAUUAAGGGGUUCUGCAAUGUUGGUAAGAUAGAGGAAGCUGUUGAAGUGGUGGGGAAAAUGCUAAAACAUGGGGAAAUUCCAUACACAGAUACUUGGGUGACAAUAAUCCCCAGAAUUUGUGAAGAAGAUGAGAUGCCACGGAUGAGGGAGAUCUUAGAAGAGGUUAUGAAGGUAGAAAUAAAGCCAGAUACAAGAAUAGUAGAGGCAGGCGGUGCUUUGGAAGAUUACUUGAUCAGGAAAAUAAGAUCUACACAUGGGAGGGCUUAAGCAUUUUUCAAGAUGCUCUGUUACGUUGGUUCACUAAAUGGUGCCAUUCAUGCCUGUAUUCUUGCAUUGAGUCAUAUCAGUACUCUAAAUACAUGUAUUUUUUAUGG